GCUCUGGAUAACCUUGAGGAGCUUGAUUUCAUCAACCAUCUGUUAGAGAAACCACAGCGGGCAUUGAUCCUCCGCUUCUCGCCCACCCUCCGUGUUGCCAACAUUGGUGGAUGCAACCUCUCGGACGUCAACUUCCAUGAGCUCCACCUUCACUUCCCCUUGCUUAAGCAACUCGGUCUUGUAAAUGUCAUGAUCUCGGAGAGCUCGCUGCAUAGCCUGAUUGCCGGGUGCCCAGCUCUCGAGUGCUUGAUGAUUGACAUGUGCUCUGGCUUCCGCCGCAUCCGAAUAAACUCCCCAACUAUUAGAUGCAUGGCUGUGAGAGAAUAUGGGAUACCGAUAGAGUCACUGCUGCUUGAACAAAUCGUCAUUGAGAAAGCUCCUUGUCUUGUGAGGCUGCUCUUUGAGAGGGGCAAUAUUCUGCAGGUAACCGUACUCGCAGCUCCUAAACUGGAGACUUUAGGCUUCAUUAGUGAUAAGUGCAGGUCAGGUGAAUUGUCCAGACUCAUGAUUGGCUCCACUAUUAUUCAGGUAUGUCCUAUGGCUUCUCAGUUGCAUUUCUAUGCGCAGAAAAAUUGCCUAUCACCUGACCUGUGCACUGGCCUAAUAUUGUGGCUUUCAUACUUGAUAAAGGGAUUGUGUGUUGAUAACCUGAUAACAGUGGUACAAACUGUCAAGAUUUUGGCUCUUGAUAUGCACAAUCUUAGUUUGGAUACUGUUAUUGAAUUGAUGAGAUGCUUUCCGUGCUUGGAGAAGUUGAGCAUUCAGUCAUUUCAAUCAAGACCGGGGAAUUUGUGGCGUCGUAAACACCGGAAUCUGUUAAAAUGUUUUGACAUGAGUCUGAAGACGUUAGUGUUACAACUAUAUCGGGGGAAGAAGUCGCAAAUUAACUUUCUUACAUUCUUUGUAUUGAAUGCGAAAGUGCUAGAGUCAGUGACACUUGGCAUCACAACCAGGAAUAACAAUGAGAAGUUCUUGGUAAAACAACGCAGGAAGCUUGAGCUAGAGAACAGGGUUUCCAGAGAUGCUCAGUUUCAUUUUAGAACUGGUAGUUGUGUCCGCAGUUCUUAUGAUAUCAAGCAUAUCGGUGAUUUGGAUUUAACUGAUCCAUUUGCACAUAUGUAGCUACUUGUUCUUGCCGGUUGGCCUAUUUCAUUUUGUGUGUUGUCAAACCUGAGUGGUUAGCGUGUUUGUAGUACCUUUUGAGUUUGUAUCAUCUGGUACCUUAGUAGAAUUCGAGAGACUAUUGUUUAUGAUACUUUUGUCAGACGGGCCACAUGUUUGCAACCCUGUGCUAGUUUACAUUAA
Triticum aestivum (bread wheat) is the source of this 1305-nucleotide messenger RNA. RefSeq lists its product as uncharacterized. The annotation marks the transcript as partial. The transcript has 2 exons. Lineage: Eukaryota; Viridiplantae; Streptophyta; Magnoliopsida; Poales; Poaceae. The record is from RefSeq and is a predicted model, not a curated record.